Molecule: messenger RNA, 822 nt
Organism: Dromiciops gliroides (monito del monte)
Lineage: Eukaryota; Metazoa; Chordata; Mammalia; Microbiotheria; Microbiotheriidae
Gene: MRPS26
Product: mitochondrial ribosomal protein S26
Exons: 4
Coding region: 43-684 (213 amino acids)
Cellular component (GO): mitochondrial small ribosomal subunit
Source: RefSeq, a predicted model, not a curated record
GCCACGAGACUAGCUGCCCCAAAAUACCUCGCGGUUACGGCCAUGCUCAGCAUUUUCGGCCGCUUCGGACGUUUCGCUGUGCCUUCGGUCCCGGCUCCUUCUUUUCCACUAUUGCUGCUGCCCGCACGGGGCCGUAAGAGCCGCCAUGACCCGCCCGCCAAGUCCAAGGCCGGGCGCGUGCGAACCCCGACCCCCGUAGACCCCGCCGAGAUGCACGUGCUAAUGGAGCGUUAUGAGCGUUAUAGAGAGAUUGUGCGAGCAAUCAGGUUGGAUUUCUCAGAAGAAGUUCGGCAAAAAACCUUCCAGGAGAAGUUUGGGGGACUGAAAGCUCUGCAGGAUUCUGAAGAACACAAGCAGCUCAUGGCCUGGAACCAAGCCGAGAACGCUCGGCUGCAGGCGCUGAGGCUCUCGAGGCUUCAGCGGCAGGAGCAGGAGCAGGAGCGGCUCCGGGCACUGGAGGAGAUGCAGAAGGCACAGGAAAUGGAAGCUUUUGUCCGAGAGAAGGAGAGAGAAGUGUUGCAGUUGCAGGAAGAUGCAAAAACAUUCAUUACUCGGGAUAACUUAGAGGAGAAGAUUGAAGCCGCCCUGGACAACCCUCAGACCUACAACUGGGCCCUUACCAAGGAGGGCCACGUGAUUCGCCCUGGCAGUGCUGGCAGCGAGACACAGGGCUGCAGGGAGUAGCUGCUGCCGGGGCCCGGGGGGCACGGUGCUUGUCUGGCUCUUCCACCCCCCAUUCCAGGCUCUGUCUGCCCUCAUUGCUCCUUGUCCAUAAAUCAGGAUAAGCAGGUGGAGAAUAAAGGGACGAUGCCUCUUUUGGAA